GUAACACGCGCCUAUACAGCGUUAAAAAUGUAUUUUUGCACUCCCCGUAAUUAAUAGUUGAUUUUUUAAAACUUUAAUUAAGAUCCUUAUAUUGAUACAUGUGACUUAGGCAAACUAUAGCCCUUCAGACUCAGAGACCGCAGAAGACUGUGAAAAACUAAAACUACUCAAGAUCUCAAAUUCCCAAUGGAUGGAUAUAGUCAUAAUGUUAGUGGACAGAUUUACAUUUUAGACCCCUACUAACAAGCUGAUGUCAGUGCAUGACACAAAAACUGACUUUAGCAAGCAACAUUAGCCACCCUGAGCGAACAUCUACUACACAAUGCUGAGGAUAAAGACACUGCCUCCACUCCAGCCACACAUAUCAUGUUGGCCUUUGGUCCUGCAGAGAUUUCAUCAGCUAGCCUCCAUCAAACAUGCCUGUCUGCUCCCUGAGAGGAGGCGUCAGGGUCUUCUGUACCCUUUCAGUGGUCUGGAGGAGCACCUGGCCCCACAGGUCGCUCAGGAACAAUUCAAAAUCUUCCAUCCCAGCUUGGAUGACCUCCGUCGCGCAGAGACACUGUUCACUCCCUCCAUUAAACAUCACAUUGAUUACUCAACUUCUGCGGUCCGGAUGGACCAUAUACCUGUGCUUAAGCAGCCAGAGGUGUGUUUUCUGGGCAGGAGUAAUGUGGGAAAAUCUUCUCUCAUCCGCGCCUUGUUCUCUCUUGCUCCAGAGGUAGACGUGCGGGUCUCUAAAACUCCGGGCCAUACCAAAAAGCUGAAUUUCUUCACUGUGGGAAAGGCGUUUACUCUAGUGGACAUGCCGGGGUAUGGACAUAAGGCCCCACAGGACUUUGUAGAGAUGGUGGAACCGUACCUUCAAGAGCGUCAAAAUCUGGUGACAACAUUCUUACUGCUGGAUGGUGGAGCAGGCCUCCAGAAGGCAGAUUUAGUUGCCAUUGAGAUGUGUGAUGAAUUCAGCUUGCCUUAUGUGCUGGUGGUGACUAAAAUAGACAGAACCCGACAGGGCGCUUUGUUGGCCUUUAUGCUACAGCUGCGAGACUUCAUCAAAAAUCAGACCAGCAUGUGUUUCCCGCAGCCAUUUCUAGUGAGUUCAGUCCAGUUCUCUGGGAUUUACCUCCUCAGAUGUUUCAUAGCACAUGUAACAGGAAAUCUACAGCUUACUGCUAAACAGAUUUGAGCGUACUGCACUGCCUCUAUCUGGAGCCACACAGAUGUACAUGGGAUCAGGACACAAUGUUAUCUGGGAUGGUGUGACAGUUUUAGAAAGACUGAUUUAAAAUGGUUCCAUGGCUUACUUGCAUGAUUUUGCACUCACCAGCAUGUAUACUUUUGAGUUACAGCAAUGAAAGGUAUGUAUUAUUACUUUCAAAUGCAGAGACUGGAAUCUCAGCAAUAUUUUUUGAAUGGGACAUACCCAGAUCAUAAGUUCAUGUCCAUUUAUGUAAAGACGAAAAUAAUAUUUGUUCUUCCAAAUAAAAUGGUAGAAAAUCUUGCACUGAAUCAGUUGUGAGUGAUCAAUGUAGAGAUAGAUAGAUAGUUCAACUUUUGUCUUCCAGUAAAAAGUGUCACUUUUAAGGUGUCUGCAAAAUGCCAAUUACAAAUAUUUGUCAAUUAAUUAUUAGAUUAGUUAUGCCUACACUGAUGAGUCAAAACAUUAUGACCACUCGCAGGUGAAGUGAAUAACGUUAAUCAUCUCCUAACAAGGCCACAUGUCAAUUUUUGUCUUCCAGUAAAAAGUGUCACUUUUAAGGUGUCUGCAAAAUGACUACUUGCCAAUUAAUUAUUAGAUUGGUUAUACCUACACUGAUGAGUCAAAACAUUAUGACCACUCGCAGGUGAAGUGAAUAACGAUGAUCAUCUCCUAACAAGGCCACAUGUCAAGGUCUGGGUAGAUUAGAUGUUAAGCGAACAGUCAGUUCUCGUAGUCAACAUGUUGAAUGCAGGAGAAAUGGGCAGGGGUAAAGACCUUUGACAAUGGCCAAAUUGUUAUGGCUGGACUACUGGGUCAGAGCAUCUCUGAAACGCAAGGCUUGUUGGAGGCUCCCAGUCAGCAGUGGUGAGUACCUACCAACAGUGGUCCAAGGAGGGGCAAAACAUCGAUGUCUGGCGCCGAUCGAUGCAUGAGGGCAACGAAGGCUAUACCAUCUGGUCCGAACCAACUGAAGGUCUACUGAUUCACAAAUCACAGAAAACUUGAAUGAUGCUUACAGGAGCAGUGUGGCACAACAAACUGCAUCUCACCUUGCUGCGUUUGGGGCUGCGUAGCCGCAGCCUGGUCAGAGUGCCAAUGAUGAUCCCUGCUCGCUGUUGAAUGUGCCUACAAUGUGCACAUGAGCAUCGGAACUGGAUCUUGGAGCAGUGGAAGAAGGUCAACUGGUCCAAUGGGUCCUGUUUUUGUUUUUUUUACAUCACAUGGAUUGCCGUGUACAUGUGCACCAUUUACCUGGGGAAGUGAUGGCACCAGGAUGCACUGUGGGAAGAUGACAAGCCGGUGGAGGCAGUGUGAUGCUCUUGGCAAUGUUCUGCUGGGAAAGCCUGGGUUCAGCCAUUCAUGUGGAUGUCAGUUUGACAUGUUCCACCUACCCAAAUAUUGUUACUGACCGGGUACACUUCAUGGCAAUGGUAUUCCCUGAUGGCAGUGGCCUCUUUCAGCAGGAUGAUGCUUCCUGCCACACUGCACACAUUGAUCGGGAAUGGUUUGAGGAACAUGAUGAGUUUAAGUCCAAAUUCCCCAGAUCUCAAUCCGAUUGACCAUCUUUGGGAUGUGCUGGACCAAGAUAUCCGAUCCAUGGCAGCUCCAUCUCGCAACUUACAGGACUUGAAGGAUCUGCUGCUAAUGUCUUGGUGCCAGAUAUUACAGGACAACUUCAGGGGUCUUGUUGAGUUCAUGCCUCUGUGGGUCGGUGCUGUUUUGGUGGCACACAGAGCACCAACAGCAUAAUAGGCAUUUUGGCUCAUACCUAAUGUUUGGUGUAUACUUAAUGUUAAAGUCAGUAAAUGGGUAACAGAUGGUGUUUUCUCACUGCAACUUGUUAACAUUUUGUCAUUUUUGACCCUGGUUAAACAUAAUCCUUUUACCUUGUUCUAUGUUCAUACUUCACCUUGAGUUAGUAAUUCAUUCUGAGUCAUGUUUUACACAUGCAUUUGUACAACACUGAGUUAAUGUUCUUAUUUGUAAAUUGUAUU
Molecule: messenger RNA, 3192 nt
Organism: Xyrauchen texanus (razorback sucker)
Lineage: Eukaryota; Metazoa; Chordata; Actinopteri; Cypriniformes; Catostomidae
Gene: gtpbp8
Product: GTP binding protein 8 (putative)
Exons: 7
Coding region: 323-1183 (286 amino acids)
Cellular component (GO): mitochondrion
Molecular function (GO): GTP binding
Source: RefSeq, a predicted model, not a curated record